Messenger RNA from Papaver somniferum (opium poppy), 549 nucleotides. RefSeq lists its product as uncharacterized. Lineage: Eukaryota; Viridiplantae; Streptophyta; Magnoliopsida; Ranunculales; Papaveraceae. The transcript is spliced from 2 exons. Bases 1 to 549 code for a protein of 182 amino acids. The record is from RefSeq and is a predicted model, not a curated record.
AUGCGAGGAAUGAAUUUUCAGGCAAAUGGUACUGGUUGCUUCAACCUUCUUUGCAGUGGCUUUGUACAAGUUCAUGAAGGGCUCACUGUCGGUUCAGUAAUUGACACGGUCUCUCAAUAUGGUGGCGAUCAAUAUACACUUGACCUUAUCAUUCAUCAGGACAAAGAGACAGGCGAUUGGUGGCUACAAGGUGGAAGUGAACUUCAUAAUAUAGGAUACUGGCCAGGUAACAUAUUCCCUGACAUGGGUAAAGAUCAAGGUGCCAGUUUUGUUGCAUGGGGAGGAUUAACCAGAACUUCAUCAAACAAUUCCCCACAAAUGGGUAAUGGGCACUUCCCAGUGGAAGAGUAUACAAAGGCUUGUUCGGUUGUAAAUGUCCAGGUCACUGAUGAAAACUAUACACUAAGGGAUGUGACUUCGGACGAGAUUGAAGUUCAUACAGACAGUAUCGAUUGUUAUUUCGUAAAAUUCGGUGGUUUCUUAAUCAAGGAAGACAGGAUAGGCUUCUUGUUUGGUGGACCUGGAGGAGACAAAUGUCCCGUUAGUUAA